Molecule: messenger RNA, 2584 nt
Organism: Pygocentrus nattereri (red-bellied piranha)
Lineage: Eukaryota; Metazoa; Chordata; Actinopteri; Characiformes; Serrasalmidae
Gene: dnaja1
Product: DnaJ heat shock protein family (Hsp40) member A1
Exons: 9
Coding region: 180-1391 (403 amino acids)
Biological process (GO): response to heat; protein refolding
Cellular component (GO): cytosol; cytoplasm
Molecular function (GO): ATP binding; Hsp70 protein binding
Source: RefSeq, a predicted model, not a curated record
ACAUCUUCCAGGCGUUGAGAAAUAACUCGCAGUCAGCUGAAGAGGAGGAGAGUCGCGCUGGAAGCUUCUAGAAGUUCCUCCCUCACCCGCUGCUGACUAGAGGAGUAACCUUACACACAGGUCGAUGAGAAGAGCGCGGCCAGCACUGUAUCUCACAUUUAAUCUGCUUGGUGGCCAGCAUGGUGAAGGAGACAGGUUUUUAUGACCUGCUGGGUGUAAAACCCAAUGCCAGUCCUGAGGAGCUGAAGAAAGCCUACCGCAAACUGGCCUUGAAAUACCACCCAGACAAAAAUCCAACUGAGGGGGAGAAGUUUAAACAGAUCUCUCAAGCCUAUGAGGUGCUAUCAGAUGCAAAAAAGCGAAAAGUGUAUGAUCGUGGAGGAGAGAAAGCCAUUAAGGAAGGUGGCAAUGGAGCUGGAGGGGGUGGCUUUGGCUCCCCCAUGGACAUUUUUGACCUGUUCUUUGGUGGAGGGGGACACAUGCACAGAGAAAGGAGAGGGAAGAAUGUGGUGCACCAGCUGACUGUGUCUUUAGAGGACCUUUACAAUGGAGCCACCAGGAAACUGGCUGUACAGAAAAAUGUAAUCUGUGAGAAAUGUGAAGGACGUGGGGGCCGUAAAGGGGCCGUGGAGGUGUGCCCGUCGUGCCGGGGCACUGGGGUGCAGGUGAGGCUGCAUCAGCUGGCUCCCGGCAUGAUGCAGCAGAUCUCGACCAUCUGUGGCGGCUGCCAUGGCCAGGGCCAGCGCCUGAGCCACCGUGACCGCUGCAAGACCUGUGCUGGGCGCAAAAUCCUGCGGCAGAAAAAGAUCUUAGAAGUGCAUAUUGAUAAAGGCAUGAAGGAUGGACAGAAGAUCGUUUUUCAUGGAGAAGGGGACCAGGAGCCUGGCCUAGAACCUGGAGAUAUCAUUAUUGUCUUAGACCAGAGGGAACAUCCUGUGUUCAGGAGACAAGAAGAGGACCUGAUUAUGAGCAUGGAAAUUAAGCUGGUGGAGUCAUUGUGUGGUUUCCAGAAACCUGUCAAGACACUGGACAACAGAACACUUCUCAUUACUUCUCAUCCAGGCGAGUUGAUCAGACCUGGAGAUACAAAGUGUGUGCUGAAUGAAGGAAUGCCUAUCCACCGCCGACCAUUUGAAAAAGGCAGACUUAUCAUUUCCUUUAAUGUUGUCUUCCCUGAAGAAAACUUCCUCCCCUUAAACAAGCUGAAGCAGCUGGAGCAGUACUUCCCCGACACACGAGAGAAAAGCGAGCCCGAGAGCAUGGACGACGACCUCUACAUUUAUGCUGACCUUGAGGAUUGUGACCUCACCUAUCAGCGACGUCAUUACCACUACAUAGAAGAGGAAGAGGACUUUCACACAGGUGGAGGGAUACAGUGUCAAACCUCAUAGGGCUUCCAUUGCGUUAAAAAACCUUCGUCUUUCUCCUCCUCGCCCUAUGUAGUUUCUCCAGAGUAAACGUUGAAGAGAAAGAUAGGGGGUUGGAGCAAAUGCCAAUCCUUUUUUUCUUGAAUUGCCUCUUAUGCAACAAUGGGAGCUCUUUCUUUUGUGACUGGAAAAUGAAACUUUAGAGUGACGAAGUGUACAAUCCAAAGCCUUUUUGAGGGGCGUCAAAAUCUGCUAGUUGUUGAUGGUGAUGCGAUAGGCUGUGCUCGGAUGACUGUGGAACAUCCAGUGCAACUGCCAAAAGUGAAAGCACAAAGCAGACGUCGUGACACGAUGGUUGGAAUCUGUCAUGCUCUGUUUUUAUUGCUUUUGAGUGCUCUGCAGUGUGCCACUGUAAUUUUUCAAACAAAACUGUGAUGACUAGUGAGCCAUGUUGCUUUGAAAAAUGCAAAGAUUUUCCACAAACGUCUGAAUACAGUAUUACCUUGAAGAACAGAACCUUUUAAUAAUUAUUUGGUGCAGAUGAAUAGGCAGGGAUUUGGGCGAAACUCGUUUUUGCUGAGGUUAUCAGAGAUUAUACAUCACUGGAGAAGCCUUUUUCAGGAGUGCUGCUUUUUGCAGUCAGUGACACACACCCUUGCCUUUUUGGUGAGAGACCCGUGCCUGCUUCGUCGUCCAUGUUUUGAAUGAUAAAUUGUGACCAUGAACUAAUAACCGAGAAGAUCCCUGAAGGUAAUAUUCAGUGUCAAGCAUUUUUCUUUAUGUAGCAGCAUUUGCACAAUAAUUUUGUCGACUAACUUUUCUUAUUUAUUAGUAGCCUUUCCAUGUGAUGUCUUUCUUAUCAAUGUUAAUUCUUAUUAAUUUCAGUAGACAUCUCAACAGUUGUAUGCAGAAUCAAAAGGCAGAAAUCAUUUGUAACACAUUUUAAGUCUUUUAUGAUCUUUAUGAAAUGAAAAUGUCUUUGUCCGCCUUGGUACAUAAAGAGGCAGUCGUGUUCCUCCCUCUAAUUUGGAAAAACUUGCAAAAAAUAAUGAACAUUUCAGACAUUGUUAGCUUUUUUGUGUUGAAAAAUGUACUUUUUCUGAAAAUGUGAAAAAUGUGGACUUUGUUUCAUGAGUGCCAUGUUAGGGUCAGUUUUAAUAGGACCAAUAAUGUAAACAUUUCUACUUUAUAAAUUAAAUCUUUCUCUGUUAUCUGUG